Molecule: messenger RNA, 525 nt
Organism: Rhizopus microsporus ATCC 52813
Lineage: Eukaryota; Fungi; Mucoromycota; Mucoromycetes; Mucorales; Rhizopodaceae
Exons: 3
Coding region: 1-525 (174 amino acids)
Biological process (GO): maturation of SSU-rRNA from tricistronic rRNA transcript (SSU-rRNA, 5.8S rRNA, LSU-rRNA)
Cellular component (GO): preribosome, small subunit precursor; 90S preribosome; nucleolus
Source: RefSeq, a predicted model, not a curated record
AUGGGCAAAGCGACAAGAUCAAAGCUUAGAUCAAGGAGUGUUGAAACACCUUUGAAUCAAAGAAAGUUUGCAGUAAAAGGAAAAGAGGUUGAAGAGAAAAUAGUCUACCAAGAAGGCGAUAUUAGUGUAAUACCAGCUAAACCAGUAGAUUUGGUGACAAAGGAUGUCAAAAAGAAGCAAAGACAUGAAGCUUGGCUUGAGAAACUUGAUCGUUCUUAUGCAUUAAAAAAAAAGCAACAGAAAAAGGAAAUCAAGAGACAAAACAACUUGGGCAUAGAUCUGAGCAAUAUUGGAGAAGUCUUGGAUACCAUCAAAUUUAAACCAAAAACUAACAAAAAGGAUGUAAAUAUGGAAGAAGAAAAGAAAGAACCAGCAAUACCAACCAAUAAGAUCAAAUCAAAAAAGGCAAAGAAACAAGCAGAACUUCAGGAAAUACUUCGUAUGCAAAAAGUGAUGCAGACUGGAGCCUUCAAGGAGAAUCCAUUAGGAACGAUUCGCCAACAUGUACAAAACACUUUUACUUGA